UCAAUGCGUUGGAGUGAGUAGGAGCAUGUCGGAGCAUGGCGACGCGAACAAACCACUUGUCAGGCGCGAUAACGUAUGCAUAUGUUUUAUAUAACCAAAAUUCAUCAGUAAAUUCAAGCACGAAAAGUGAUCAAAAAAUGUCUAGCAUGGACUGGGAGGAAGUUAAGCGCCUGGCCGCUGAUUUUCAGAAAGCGCAACUCGGCUCAACUUUGCAAAGACUUUCUGAACGAAACUGCGUAGAGAUUAUAACAACGUUGGUAGAAAACAAGUUUCUGGAUAUUAUAUUUACCAAUGAUGGCAAGGAAUAUGUUACACCCCAGCAUCUUGGAAAAGAAAUUAAAGAUGAGCUGUACCUUCACGGUGGGAAAGUUAGUUUGGUUGACUUGGCGCAAAUUCUUAAUGUUAAUCUGUCGCAAGUGACUAAAGUGGUAACAGAGAUUGAGAAACACAACAAAGGACUGAAAGUAAUACUAGGACAGCUUGUCGACAAGAGUUACAUCAGUAAAAUUGCGGAAGAAAUAAAUGAUAAACUCAUACAGCAUGGCUAUAUUAAUGUCGCUGAGUUAACGCUCACGUACAAUUUACCAGUCGAUUUUCUACAAUCGGUCGUCGAAAAACAACUUGGAAAAAUAAUAUAUGCCACCCAAGAUUCUCAAGAUCCCAAGGUUUUUUAUACCGAGAGCUUCAUUACUAGAAAUAAGGCAAAGAUUAAAGGCGCUUUAUCUGCUAUCACGAAGCCUACGCCAUUAUCUGCAAUAUUGGGACAAUGUGGCGUGCCCGAAAGAAUUUUUUUUUCAAUUCUGGACAGUUUGCAAGAGAUGAAACAAGUACCAGGAGGGGUAACUGGCAAACAAAGUGGAAAUAGCAUUUAUAUACCUACUAUAUAUUCUAAAAGUCAAAACGAAUGGGUCGAAAAUUUUUACAAGCAGAACGGAUACUUGGAAUAUGACGCUCUUACAAGACUUGGCAUAAUGGACUCGUCGGGCUUCGUAAAACGCCAUUUUCCAAACGAGAACAUAGUUUUCUUAAAGUCAGUGGCCGUAGGAAUGGUAAUAACGGAUCAAGUUGACGCCAAUAUCGAAGAAGUCGUCGCGACCAGUUCCUUCGUCGACUUGUAUCCUCUUUUACCAUCCGUAUUCAGCGAUGAAGAUACAGAACUUCUACUUAAAUUAGCUAUAAAGAAGACAAGGGUUAAUGUACAUAUAUUUGCGAAAACGGUUGUGAUUUCCGAAGCAUUUUUACAGACUUUAACCAAAUCCCUUGAAACAAUAGCGGAACAAAAGGCCCGAGACAUAGUAGCUAGCGGAAAAUGGAUCCAAUCUAUUGUUGAAAUUAAGUUGAAAUUUAAAUCCGCAGAUUUAAUCGUCGAAAGUAAAAUGAGUAAAAAGGAGGAACGAAGAAAAAAAGCGAUUAUUGGUAAAGCAGGCGGCGGUAAUCAAGGCAGAGAAACGAAAACAAAAUCUACGAAGAAGAAAUAUCUUCAUGGAAAGACACAGGAAAUUGACUCUGACGAUAAUGAAUCAAAGCACACACAGGCAACGGUCGGAAAAGGUGAAAUUAUUUUGAUAUCCGUGGAUGAAGUAAAAGCAGAAAUUAUGAAAAACGAAAAUAUAUCUGUUAUUGACGAAUUGGCAGAUAAAUUAGCAUAUUAUUUGCAACCGAAGCUGAACAAAUCUGCAUUAUCAGUGGCGGAACAAUUGACGCAGUCCAAUAGAACUACGAAUUUGAGUGAAAUCGACGAACGAUUGAACGUUCUAAUAACGAACAUUCGAGUAUUCGACAAGGGUAUCAAACAUCUGGACAAAGCAGAUCAAAUCCCGUUGAUUAAAUACUUGUUAAAGUCUCUAGGCCUUGAUUUUGUAACGAGUAUAUUCAAAUUGUCUGCUCAACAGAAUAUGUUGCAAGUAGCGGAAAAUUUGACGACGGAGGCGAGACAAAGAUUGUUGCUUGAACUGCCUAUGGACGUUAGAGAACCAUUAACCAUUGUCCACAAGAUGGUGGCAGGAGAUUCAGUGGAGGAUUUUUUAAAUAGCGUUGACAAAGCAAUGACGGCCUGUUGUUUAGUCCUGAAGAAAUACGAUAAGAAAAAGGAACGACCACAAGUGCACGCUCACAAAGAGGCUCUGUUAGAAGAGCUGAAUGCUACGCAAGAUCCCGCGUUAACAUUACACCUAGUUACGAACGUGCUUUUUACUGCUGUUACGCAGAACGCCUUACAUAUGUCUGGUAGACAUGUAACAAUCGUUCUUGCGUUUCUUCAGCAACAUUUGGAAUUUGAUACAAUGGCGACUCUCUCCAAAUACCACGAUUUAGUACUCAAUUUGCUAACCACUCCUGAUAAAAAUACAAAAAUGGAAGUGUCUAGGGCACUGCAAGAAAGAUUGGAAGACAUAAAAAAUAUUGCGAAGAAUUCCAAGCAACAUGUGAAAAUGAUCAAGGCCUGAAAAAAAUUACAUAAAUAAUUACAUAAUAUAAAUAAUGUAAUAUAAUUUGGACCUAUGCAAAUAUUUGUUAUAUAAUAUCAAUUAUAAUUUUGUAUUUUGUAAUUAUAUACAUAGCCAAUUAAAAAAUCUCAUUAUAACCUAUUGUAUUUUUAUUUUAUUUGUUAAUCUUUAUUCUUGCUUUUCGGCUUUGGAUUGGUCUCUGGCUUACAAUUGUUUACAUUUAUAAUUUAUAUACAUUUAUGUAUCGUUUUUUUAAUUACAUACAUAAAAUACUUAAAAGAAAAUAUAUCGACUCAUUAUAAUCUUGUUAUACUUAAAUGCAAUCCAUUUGAUUUUGUAUAAACUUUUGUAUAAAUUCUAUUCUAUAAAUUCUAUAUUAAUUUAGAUGAACUAAUAAUAAGUCGCAACAAAACAGAAGGAAAAUUAUUAUAUUAUCUUAAGCCCUACUUAAAUAAAGUCUCGUAUUAAUUUAUGGUCUAUUAUGUUCUAUUGUGUUCUGUUUAUUUAAAAUUUUCUACAAUACACAAUAAAAUAGCUUUAUUUACAUGCU
This is a messenger RNA of Monomorium pharaonis (pharaoh ant), 2994 nucleotides long. It is a transcript of the gene Ufl1, whose product is annotated as E3 UFM1-protein ligase 1 homolog. Gene Ontology annotation, biological process: regulation of proteasomal ubiquitin-dependent protein catabolic process; response to endoplasmic reticulum stress; protein K69-linked ufmylation. Gene Ontology annotation, cellular component: endoplasmic reticulum membrane. Lineage: Eukaryota; Metazoa; Arthropoda; Insecta; Hymenoptera; Formicidae. Bases 36 to 2444 code for a protein of 802 amino acids. The record is from RefSeq and is a predicted model, not a curated record. The transcript has 6 exons. Gene Ontology annotation, molecular function: UFM1 ligase activity.